Messenger RNA from Lepidothrix coronata (blue-crowned manakin), 2094 nucleotides. Its product is annotated as proline-rich protein 33-like. Lineage: Eukaryota; Metazoa; Chordata; Aves; Passeriformes; Pipridae. Bases 295 to 1962 code for a protein of 555 amino acids. The record is from RefSeq and is a predicted model, not a curated record. The transcript is spliced from 3 exons.
GGAGCACAGGAAAAACUUUGGGAGCUGCAGGGCAGACGAUAUUUUUGGCCCAGGUCACAGAUUGAUUCCUGCCCACUCUUUCCCUGCUGCUUGCAAGAAAGGGUUCCUACCGAGGAUGUAGAGACAAGUUUUUAAAGCUGUGGAGUGGGAGCACAGCACUGCAGCCUCCCAUUCACCAGGGCUCUAAAAAUCACAAGAAACCAGCACCUGACAUGAUCUUGAAGGAACAAGCACCUGUUAAUUUUGUAAACUGGACCGAGUAACACGAUGCACCCAACAUGCAAAUGAUUUCAGAUGGAAACAAAUUACACAUCAGAAAUGACAAUGCUGAUAACAGUAUCAUCCUCCAUCCAGCCUGCUCCCAUCCACCACCACCUUUCUCCCCCUCCCACCCUACCAAAGCCUGGGAAGGACAAUGUGCGGCUCCAACGGCUGCUGAAAAAGGCAGCCAAAAAGAAUGCUGUCUUCGCUUCAGAGCAAGCCAAGUCCUUCCGGUCCAGCCUCUCACCUGUGAACGAGGCCAGCCCUGACCAAGAGGAGUACGAUGAAAGCACUCCCCCAGCAGAGAUCCCUGAAACCACAGCAUCCCCCUCUACCAGCCUGCCCACUCACAUCUCCAUCAGGCCCGUCAACCACCGCGCCCCCUCCCCUUUCCGAAAGAGCAAGCCUUUCACACUGAAGGUCACUGAGCAGAGGCGCAUUGCUGAACAUGUCCUGCUCACAACCUCCUCAGCCAUGCCCCUGCUACACAAACCAGAGGCUCCCGAGACUACACAUCAGCCAGAAGACGUGGGCUCCCACCUUCCCUCCCCAUGUGACCCAUCUGUUUUCCCCCAGCCUCCUCCUUCCAGUAAAGAAAGGGCACCAGAAGUUACCUACGUCACCAAGGUGAACACUUAUUUCCACAGUGUCAAGCCACCAAGGGCUAAGACUCCCACAUCAAACCUGACACAAGGAACCGUAAGCCAUGAAGACAAAAGGUCUUCUUCCCCAGCACCUCAAACAAGCUGCUCUGAACCAUCUCCAGAGCACAUACCCACCUCACUUGAUGACAGCAACGCCACACUUCCCUUGUUGGAACCUCCCCUCCUUCCUGCUGCAGACACAGAACCUGCUGCAGACACAGAACCUGCUGAUCAAGCUCCCAAGCCUGUUCCUAUUGAAGAGUCCAUCAAGGCCCCUUCACCCAAGCCAAGCACCUCUGAUGCCCACAGCAAUAUGCCUACAACUCAUAGAAGUGACACUGAAAUAUCUGGAUCAGAGACAGCUUCUGAAUUACCCAAGGAAGACAGAGACAUCCUAAAACAAACGACAUCCAGUGCUCCCUGGAGGCAAGCACGCCCACCAACAGCAACGCCAGCACAAGCUGAUGGUACUGGGUCCACCUCCACAGACACCAAGGCAGAAGACAUCAUUCAAACUCAAUUGACCCCCAGCUUACCCAACACCAGCCUUCCCCUCAAAGCUGAGCCAGCACCACCAUCAGUAGAAGCAGCAAGACCAUCUGGAACCAGUGCCAGUGGCUGGCAUCGCCUCAGGAAGCACUUGAUGGUACAGCCAGAAGCACCCAGCUUCCCAGAGCCCAAGCCAGAAAAGCUGGAACAGGAGGAAGGGAGUAAAGAGGACACUGCUCAAGCAGUCAUCAACCAAGACUGCAUGCUGUUUAAAUCAAGAGCCAUGAAAAUGUGGGAUGCUAUUUUAUACCAGGUGACACUCAACAAGGAGACGAAGCAGCAAGCAGAAGAGAAGAAGCCACGGAAGGAAGAAAACGUCUUUCUUCCCCGCCGCUUGCCCAUCCUUCUGCACAAGCCACGUUUUGACGCCCGGAAACUGAAGGAGCUGGCUACCAAACCCAUGACAAAGAUCAGCACUGUGUUUGAGCUGAGCCGGUUUAGACCCAAAUCAGCUGAGGAGCACACCAAGAGCUUUAACAGAACAGCAUCAGGAUGGUCAGCCAACUGAAGCCAGGCAGCUCCAUGCCUCUGGAGAUUCCUACAGGGCACCCAAGCAGGAGAACACCUAGGACCAGGUUUACUGUCCACUGAAGCCAAGUGUAAGGAAAACAAGGAAAUUAAAUAAAACCCCUCAAAGCCA